AUGGAAAGAAACUGCCAUAGACUCGACUACGGCCACGGUGGUGGUGGAGCAAUCUUUUACUCAUCUAAGUCGAAGAGAAAACCAAAUGGAUGCAUGGCUGCUUUUUACCACUUAUUUGAUCAUCACCUCACCAUUGAUUCUUCUUCAAGGUCAAAUAAAGGCUUGAAGUUAAUAGAAGAGUCUAUACCAUCAACAACCUAUAAGGACAAACCAAGUUUGAAUAUUCCUGUAAGCAUGAGAGUGAGGACAGAGAUAGGGACAAAGAGUUCAAGACUCAGAGCUCUUGCGACUGAUAGUUCCACUUCUUCAUCUGAGAUAUGUAACUCACCAGGAAGCAAAACACCAAACUUGGUGGCUAGACUAAUGGGUCUUGAUCUCCUUCCUGAUAAAACUGAUCUUGACCAUUCACUGUCAAAUCUUCAUACAAUGCCGAGCCAUCAUGGAUCAAGUCGUCUCACAAACCAUUACCAUAGACUUUCCAAUAAAGGCACAAGAUCUUUACCGGUGAGCCCUAGAAUCUCCUCUGCUCGGAAAUCGGAUUUCGACAUUCAUCGUCUCUCUCUUCAGCUGAACAAAGAGAAUAAGCAUGAAGAUCCUAGGUGUUCAAGGCUGAAACAAGAUCAAGAAGAGAACCGGAGUCCUAGAGAUUACGCGAGGCAUAUAGUAAAACAAAUCAAAGAGAGAGUCGCCACUAGAAGAGUCGUUGGUAUGGAUAUAACAAACUCGGUGAAGAACAGAGAGGCAAGCGCAAGACCAUCGUUACAUGAGCUUAGAAGAGACACAACAGUUUCUUGCUCACCAAGAACUAGGUUUUCAGAUAAAGAGAACAAACCAAGCAGCACCAAUCGUAAACCUAAUUCCUCACCUUCUUUCAGAACAGAACAGAUCAUUCAGAAGCCAAAGCCAAAGCCAACAACAGUGAUUCUUGUUUCCGUGUCAAAAUCCUCUGGAGAGAAACAGAGCCAGAACAGAGCAAAACAAAAGCAACUAAAACCAAUCAACCGAUGCAAGAAGGCAGAGAAUGAAACAAGAUUCACUCAACGUCUCAUAAAGCAUACUUCUCCGACAUCCCAUAUUCGAAUCAAACAGCGAGAAACUGUCUUGUCAGAAUCAAAAGACGUUAAAGCCAAGCCUUUACACAAGAAGAAGUUCAAAAAGCUACCAAAGUCAAAUGUUCUUGAAAACAUCUCUGACACAAGACCACCUCAGAAACAGAUUAACGAAAGAGAUAGACCGAUAUCGAAUGAAGACUCAUCACUCUGCUCUAGUUUGAUACAAAGCAUCGAGAAGAAUAGUCCACAAGUAGCAAGGAACCACAAAUUGAACGAUGUAGCCACUGAAAUCGAUUCAGAGAAAGACUACAUCACAAGAAUAGUGAAUCUUGCGGGAAUCAAGACUGACUCAGCAACAACAACCCUUGAUCCUUCGAUUUUUCGCAAACUAGAGCAAUGCGGAGAUUAUCCAUCAGGAUCAUUGGCUCUCCAAUGCAAUAGGAAGCUCUUGUUCGAUCUAGUGAACGAGAUUCUAACUAAAAACGUUGAAGCUUACGCGAAAAGACAGGGAAACAAUCAUGGUUCGGAGCUAAUCAGCGAGCUAUGUUCCGCUGUAGCGACAUAUAGUAGUAAGUCUUGUCAAGUUGCUUUAAUGGACGUUGACCAUCUUCUAGAGACAAAGAAGGUUGACGAAGAGAUCGUUGCAGAGAUUGAGCGGGAGAUCAUAGACGCGCUCGUUGCAGAGAUUGAGAGCCUUAACUUGAGUCAUUAGUUUAUGGGCCUAAUUUGCGACUAAUUAAGUAUUAGAAUAGUUUUUUUAUUGGGUCAAUCUGUAAUUCCCAACAGGCCAUAGGUGUUUAUAUUUAAUUUCAUAUAAAAAUAUGAAUGAAUGCAUUUUCGUAACCAAUAACAAAAGUUCUCAAGGCCAUA
Molecule: messenger RNA, 1922 nt
Organism: Capsella rubella
Lineage: Eukaryota; Viridiplantae; Streptophyta; Magnoliopsida; Brassicales; Brassicaceae
Product: protein LONGIFOLIA 1
Exons: 4
Coding region: 1-1764 (587 amino acids)
Source: RefSeq, a predicted model, not a curated record